Molecule: messenger RNA, 1179 nt
Organism: Sparassis crispa
Lineage: Eukaryota; Fungi; Basidiomycota; Agaricomycetes; Polyporales; Sparassidaceae
Exons: 1
Coding region: 1-1179 (392 amino acids)
Biological process (GO): DNA integration
Molecular function (GO): nucleic acid binding
Source: RefSeq, a predicted model, not a curated record
AUGCAACUGAAGGUGGCGGAAAAGAAUUACCCCAUCCAUGAGAAAGAGCUCCUCGCGAUCAUACACGCGCUCAAGAAAUGGCGGUCUGAUCUUAUGGGAAUGCCCAUUUUUGUCUACAUGGACCAUCGCAUGCUCAAAAAUUUUGACACACAGCGUGACCUUUCACGCUGUCAGCUCCGCUGGCAAGAAUUCAUGGCGCAGUAUGACCUCACCAUCAUAUACAUCCAUGGUGAAGACAACACUGUUGCGGAUGCUCUUUCACGGUUACCGCCUUCCUCGUUUCCUGACGAGAACGACACACCUAAUAAAACCUUCAAUACGUGGCUCACACCUUCAGUCAACGCCGUCCUCACCAUCGCCACCGAUUCUACUGUCGUCAAUGACAUCACUGAUGGGUACUUGACUGAUGAUUUCUGCAAGAAAGUAAUUGCGAAUGCCCCUUCUACCCUAGGUGUACAUUGUUCCAAUGGCCUAUGGUACAUCGGGGACCGGCUCUUGAUUCCACGCAUUAAAGAUCUUCAUGAAAACCUCUUCUGCCUGGCGCAUAAUUGCUCAGGACAUUUCGGAGCUGACAAGAGCUAUGCUAUGCUACGUGACCUAUACUACUGGCCCAACAUGCAUCGCGACAUCGAACAAUCAUACGUACCUUCCUGUCCCGACUGUCAGCGCAAUAAGAGUUGCACAAAGAAAUCCUCCGGACCACUCCACCCUCUUCCAGUACCUGACCAACAUGGCAACAAUAUCGCCAUGGAUUUCAUUGGCCCGCUGCCUAACGAUGAAGGCUUUGAUUGCAUCUUAUCCAUUACAGAUUGUCUCCACUCCGACGUGCACAUCGUCCCCACACACAUGACCUUGACUGCGUCCCAGCUCGUGCUUCUGUUUUUCGAUCAUUGGUACUGUGAGAAUGGCCUUCCUUUGGACAUCGUCUCCGAUUGUGACAAGCUGUUCAUCUCGGAAUUCUGGACUGUGUUGCACAAGCUCACCGGUAUCUCGCUCAAGAUGUCAACCGCUUACCACUCACAGACGGACGGUGCCAGCGAAUGCACGAACAAGACCAUUAAUCAAGCCAUCCGUUAUCACGUCCAUCACAAUCAGAAGGGAUGGGUAUGUGCUCUUCCUCGCAUACAGUUCAACAUCAUGAACUCUGUCAACGCGUCCACUGGAUUUUCAAACUUCUAA